Molecule: messenger RNA, 681 nt
Organism: Malaya genurostris
Lineage: Eukaryota; Metazoa; Arthropoda; Insecta; Diptera; Culicidae
Exons: 3
Coding region: 1-405 (134 amino acids)
Source: RefSeq, a predicted model, not a curated record
AUGUCGGUCAGCCGGUGGUUAAUGGCGAGCAAACAAGCAAAGCUAAUUUUGAAGGAUGCCCACCAUCCGACUGAGCAACCCACUUCCUCAACGACCGACGACACCCCUGAUUUCAACCGAAUGAAAGUUUCGCUCCAGGUACCGGACGCCCUGUUCGGUAGUUCAUUCACACUCGUUACAAACAUUUCAACUCGAAUCGGCAACUUGAUCAUGAAUUCAGCUCGUCGAACUGGCGAAAUUCUUUGGGUUAUCCAACCACUAAUAGGGAAAAAUUUGACGAUUCAGAUCCCAACUACCACCACAACCACGCGGCGGACGACUACCAGGGCGACCACAACGACUACUCCACGUCCUACUACUGCCUCCAGUGGGAAUGGCUCUGUACAGAGCAACGAAAUAAAAUAAGUUAUUUGAUUAAUCUGAAAACUAUUUGUUAUACUACUUACGACUUAUUUGUUCCUUGAGAUAGCUGGUUUCAGGUUUAGAGCAAAGAUAUUUUGAAGUUAAUGUUUUUCUUCUCAUUGUAAUUUUUUUUCUGAGCUACCGUAUUCCACAGCAUUUGUUGAAAUAUUUACCAUCCGAAAAAAAUAAAAACAAUGUUUGGGUUAUUGACUUUUUAUUCCCAAAUACCACGACUUCGCAGAAACUCAGAGACACACUUAAGCUUCAUUUAACAAACCA